Drechmeria coniospora is the source of this 1461-nucleotide messenger RNA. RefSeq names its product KH domain RNA binding protein. Gene Ontology annotation, biological process: regulation of gene expression; regulation of RNA metabolic process. Gene Ontology annotation, molecular function: mRNA binding. Bases 1 to 1461 code for a protein of 486 amino acids. Gene Ontology annotation, cellular component: cytoplasm; nucleus. The record is from RefSeq and is a predicted model, not a curated record. NCBI's taxonomy places the organism in Eukaryota, Fungi, Ascomycota, Sordariomycetes, Hypocreales, Ophiocordycipitaceae. The transcript is spliced from 2 exons.
AUGUCUGCAUCGCCCACGCAGCCGACGCAGUCGGUCAAACGACCUCUAGAGGAGGUCUCGUCCCCCUCUCGCGCUACCGAUCAACCCGACGCCAAACGCCCUGCUCUCGAUAAGAUCACCAAGGCCGAUGCCGAGGUCGAGAUCGACGCCGCCGUUGCCGACCUCGAGGCCACCGCCGCCAGCGUGAGUCAGACAGCCGACGACAAGACAAAUGGCGCCCAGCCGGACCAGGGGGGUGCCAGCACCGUUCCCGACGCCGCCGCCGCCGCCGCCGCCGCUCCCGCGGUGCCCGCGGCCGACCCGACGGCCAACGCAGCCGUGAACGACGAGACGGCAUGGAUUCACAUCCGCGCCAUCAUUUCGAGCCCCGAGGCUGCGACGAUCAUCGGAAAGGGCGGCGAAAAUGUGUCCAACAUUCGCAAGAUGUCCGGUGCCAAGUGUACCGUCAGCGACUACCAGAAGGGCGCCGUCGAGCGAAUCCUGACCGUCAGCGGCAUAGUGGACGCUGUUGCCAAGGCAUUUGGCCUGAUUAUUCGAACGCUCAACAACGAGCCGCUCAACGAGAAGUCUACCACAUCCUCCAAGACGUACCCCCUCCGCCUGCUCGUCCCCCACAUCCUGAUCGGUUCCAUCAUCGGCAAGGGCGGCGCUAGAAUCAAGGAGAUUCAGGAUGCCUCAGGUGCCAGGCUCAACGCGUCCGACACCUGCCUGCCCUUCUCCACCGAACGAUCUCUGGUGGUCAUGGGCGUCGCCGACGCCGUCCACAUUGCCACGUACUACGUCGGCAGCACCCUCGUAGAGCAACUUAACGAGCGAUUCGGCGGCCCGGCUGCGUCUGCCUAUGCCACCCGCAGCGGCGCCCCCGCCGGACCGAUCCCUGGCGGCAUGCAAGUCGUCCCCUACUCCCCCUUCCCCGUCGGCGGCCACUACGGUCGUUCGGAGAACUACGGCCGGAACCAGGAGCGACGCAACCAUCACCACAUGGCGCCUGCUCCGUACCCCCAGCAGUACCCGCAGGGAGCCGCCCAGCCAAACCCAGCCGUCCCCAUCCACUACGGCGCGCAGCCGGCGGCGGCGUACGGCGCCGCCCCGCACAUGCAGCCUCCCAUGGCCCAGCACGGCGGCGCGCCCCAGCCGCACGGAGGACCCCAGGGCCAGCCCAUGGCCGGUGGAGCCAUGCCGGGAGGUACCCCCGUGACACAGCAGAUCUACAUUCCCAACGACAUGGUCGGCGCCAUCAUCGGCAAGGGUGGCCAGAAGAUCAACGAGAUCCGUCAGAUCAGUGGCAGCGUCAUUAAGAUUAACGAACCGCAGGAUAACAGCAACGAGCGUCUGGUCACGGUGACGGGAACGGAAGAAUGCAACCGCAUGGCCCUGUACAUGCUCUACUCGCGUCUAGGUGAGGACAAAUCUCCAGCCCCCCCCCCCCUUUACCCGGUCGGCUUCCAUGACGGUUGCUAA